CCCCACCACCAUCACAGUUACUGCUAUGGAGUAUCCAGAGCUGCUCAAUUCCAAUCUGAGUUGAAGUCGUUGAAGUGGAUUUGUCGACCAUUGCCAUUAAACAUAAUCUCGAUAUAACGAAUGCGUCGAGAAGAGCAUAUUUUUCUCAUAACCGUCGUCAAGUGGUGCCCAAUGAACAAGUGAAUUAAUGGCUCGAUCUCUACAAGUGCUGGGGGGAGUACCACAAGGGCGUUAGCGCAAUUCAAAAGUCAUAUCUUCUAUCAACCGUAUAUACGUUUUGGGUGAACAAAAAAAGGAGGAAAAAAAAUAUCGAUUUUGAGACCAUGCACCAAACACGGUGAUUGCGCGCUGCAAUACACAUCUGUAGCUGUACGCAGUAAUUGAAAUUCGAGACAAUUGUUACAAUAGGAUAAGUGGAAUUGAUUGGUUUGUGGCCUGGGUUUUAAAGUUCGAUUGUCAAUGCGCUGGAACUGACUUGAAGGCGAAAACAACUGUGGAGAUUUCAGGAUUUUUAUUAUUCAACAUAAUUGUACGAUGGGUAUGGGCUUGAAACCCCUCGAAUUUACUGAUUGUCUCACCGACAGUCCGUAUUUUCGUGAGAAUUUGCACUAUCACGAGAGCGAAUUGGAAAAAACUAGUCUGCAAAUAAAACGACUUAUCAAAGAGGUCAAGGACUUGCUAAAUGCUGCUAAAAAUCUGUCCCGAGCCCAGAGAGCAUUCUCCAAAACACUGCAAAACUUUAGUUUCGAAUGUAUUGGCGAAACCCAGACUGAGGAUGAAUUACAUAUAUCACAGAGCCUAAAGGAGUUUGGUAAACUAAUAGCAUCGAUCGAAGAUGAGAGAGAUCGCAUGCUUGCAAGGGCUUAUGAUCAGAUUAUUCUUCCUCUUGAGAACUUCAGGAAGGAACACAUCGGGGGAGUGAAGGAAGGAAAAAAGAAAUUUGUCAAGCAGACCAUCAAAUUCUGUCAGAGUCAAGAGCGAUAUUUGAAUUUGUCGACAAAAAAGCAGGACAAUGUUCUUCAGGAGGCCGAUGCAACAUUGGAUAUGGCAGAACGUCACUUUUGUCAAGCCAGUUUAGAGUAUGUGUUUUUACUGCAGGAAGUUCAAGAGCGAAAGAAAUUUGAAUUCGUGGAAACGCUUCUGGGAUUUAUGUUUGGUUGGUUGACGUUCUACCACCAGGGUCACGAAGUUGCUAAAGAUUUCAGGCCUUAUAUGACCGAACUGCAAUUGAAAAUACAGAAGACUAGAGAGAAUUUCCUUGCCACCCGGGAUAAAACCGAAUCGCUUAUGAAUAAAAUGAAGGACAUGAAAAAGUCAGCUGUUGAGACCGGAUUGAGCAAGUUGAAUUCACGAGAGGGAUAUCUUUUUUUGAUGGAGAAGAAGGCUUUUGGUACAACAUGGACGAAGCAGUACUGCACAUAUCAAAAAGACAAGAAGGAGUUCACAAUGAUCCCGUACAAUCAAUUAACCGGAAAAUUCAGUAACAAGGAGACACUAACACUGGCGAGUUGCGUUCGUCGUAUGUCCGAGACAAUUGAAAAGAGAUUCUGCUUCGACAUCACAGCAGUUGACAAGCCCGGCGUAACGUACACGUUCCAGGCAUUAUCUGAGGAGGAUAGGAAGCUAUGGAUGGAUGCCAUGGAUGGAAAGGAACCAACUUAUGCGCUCCAGGGCCCAUCAGUAAAGACUGAGGAGACGAUCUUGGAUGAAAAUGGUUUUACAUUUGUUUCAAAAUGCAUUACAGUGCUUGAAGACAGAGGUCUGGAAGAGCAGGGGCUUUACCGAGUGGUCGGAGUUGCCUCGAAAGUCAACAAAUUGUUGGCGAUGGGACUGGACCGAAGGAAAUUGGAAAAGCUCAAUCUCGAUGACAGAUUCGAGUGGGAGAGUAAAACAAUAACGAGUGCACUUAAAACCUAUCUGAGGACCCUAUCCGAGCCUGUUAUGACGUUUCGAUAUUACAACAGUUUCAUAAUUGCUGCAAAACAAGAGUCUCGAGAAUCAAGGAUCAACGAUGUACAUAUCCUCGUGUAUCGACUGCCGAAGUACAACUUCAAUAUGCUAAUGCUAUUGAUCAAGCAUCUCCGAAAUGUAGCAAACAAGUGCGACAAGAAUUUAAUGACAGUUGGCAAUCUGGCUGUUUGUUUUGGGCCAACACUACUGCGCCCCGAGGAGGAAACAGUUGCCUCGAUAAUGGACAUUAAGUUCUACAACAUCGUUGUGGAGAUAUUGAUCGAAAAUUGCGAGAGGAUUGUAGCUGGGCCCCCAGAAUUCACUAGACCCUCACAGACUCAGCAGAAUCCCAUGACAACUGGAACGAGACACGAAACUGAUGAUAGCCCCAGUGCAACCGCCGGAAAUGGAAAUGCCAUUAAUAGAUAUACCGUGCACACUGCCGUUCCUGCCACUCAUUCGCAUUUGGUUACGAGAUCGUAUUAUGAUGGUCCGAUUCCAAUUGUAACGAAGCCAUCGACCCUGGAUGAUCGGAAAAACGGAGAUUUCGAGGACAUUGAACACGGCGCGCAACGACUGCCAAUGUUCUCCGAUGCCCGAGUCAGUCGUUCCAAGUUGACUAAUGCCAAUUUCAUGUAUCAUUCCGCGGACAAAGUUCUAGGUAGUGGAAACACAAGUAGUUCAAGCGAGUCAGUGGCUUCAGACUCACAUUUAUUCAGUCAGGAGCUACCGACAAAGCACAAACGUGGUUCCAUGAUGGGUAUGCAUUAUCCGUCUGGCUACACGCAACGCAGUAAUCCAGCGAUAUCAGUAGUUAAUACCUCGCCGAGCAGUGGCAGGUCAAGCCCAGGGCAAGGAAUCUGGCGAGUGCGGACUCUUUACGCCUGCAUGGCUGAAAAUGAUGGUGAACUGUCAUUUGAACCCAAUCAAAUCAUAACAAAUGUGAAACCCUCUCUUGAGCCAGGUUGGCUGGAGGGAACAUUGAAUGGGAAAACAGGACUGGUACCGAAGAAUUAUGUAGAACAGUUACCCUAAAGAAUGAUCACGUGAACCAAAGAAUUCACAGACGCACUGUUCACUUUCGUGACACAGCAUUCACAUUCCUACAUGUUUUAAUUUUGUUUGUUUUGAAUUAAUUAUUUUUGUUGCACAUUGUUGGUCUCUUUGCAAUAUUUAUUAAUUCAAUAGCAAUUGGCGUUGAUAAGUCCACUUGCAUUUUUAAUCUAUUUUAUUUAUGAACAAGUGCCCGAUUUGCUCAAGUACAUCGGCAUGCAUUAUUUACCUGUAAAUAAAUAGUCUGUAAAGGGCCCAAGGAAAUGAUUAAGGUAAUUUAUUUAAGUAAAAUUUGUAUACAAAAGUGUGUAUAUUUUGUUGGCGUAACCAGCUAAUUUUUAUCUUCAAAGUAUGUAAAUAAUUGAAGAAAAUUUAUAUUUAUGAUAGAAUAGUUUUCGAUGAAUUUUAAUCGCCGCACACUUCUGCCAUUUUCAAACAAAAAUCAACUCCACGUAAAUUAAUCGAAGGAACAAAAAGAUUUUUGGUACAUUUUUCAAAAUCACUAUGAUUUUCUUUACCGUAGCUUAACUAUUAUACUGGUAUGUGAAUAAACACUCCACUAAAAACACUCCAGCAAUUCACAUUCACACGUGCAUCCACUCCUAAUGCAUUAUAAAUCUCCAUUUCUUUUCAAUGGAUAAAGCGUUGGGAAUCUGAACCCUUUUUGGCCUCAAGUGUUGCCAUUUUGACGAUUUUAUCAAAACUUUGAUGAUGAAAAAAUGUGAAAGACUUGGAUUUCCUAUAAUGGGCGAAUACCAUUGUUACAAAUAUUUUAAAAUGCAUCUACCUUUACUUCGCACACAAUGAUUUAUCUAAUUAUCAACAUUAAAGUGCUUUUAUGCAUGCCAUUUUUCCUAGCACCUAUUCAAUGUAUUCUAAAUAAAUUCGAAGGAAAUACAAAAAUGGAAUUUUUCCCAAGAAAGUUAUUUAAUUUUCUCGAAAAUCAUAAAACUUCUCUCUUUACAUACUCUUAUAACAUCUGAAAAUAUAUCUCCGAAGUUGUAGACUUUUAUUGUCAAAUAAUAGUGAAAGAAAUAAUCAAUCUGUUUUUAGGAAAAAUCUCGUUACUCUCCCGAAGCGGGCAUUGAGAUUAAAUUUUGCAGAAUGAUUUCAAUGAAUUUAUUUAGAGUAUAGUUACGAGUCGG
Messenger RNA from Fopius arisanus, 4148 nucleotides. It is a transcript of the gene Graf, whose product is annotated as GTPase regulator associated with FAK. The record is from RefSeq and is a predicted model, not a curated record. Gene Ontology annotation, molecular function: GTPase activator activity; protein binding. NCBI's taxonomy places the organism in Eukaryota, Metazoa, Arthropoda, Insecta, Hymenoptera, Braconidae. Gene Ontology annotation, cellular component: cytoplasm. Bases 535 to 2985 code for a protein of 816 amino acids. Gene Ontology annotation, biological process: signal transduction. The transcript has 17 exons.